Molecule: messenger RNA, 459 nt
Organism: Penicillium brevicompactum
Lineage: Eukaryota; Fungi; Ascomycota; Eurotiomycetes; Eurotiales; Aspergillaceae
Exons: 3
Coding region: 1-459 (152 amino acids)
Source: RefSeq, a predicted model, not a curated record
AUGGCGACAUUCAUCUGGGCAUUCGGGGAUAGGAUUCUAAAUGCUGCACACCAGGCAGUUGUUGUGACCGGGGAAGAGCGGAAACCAAGCGCCAGUAUGAACGAAGCAUUAGCAAUGCCCAUCAGAAAAUAUGGGGAUCCGCCGCUCCAGCCUAUUUUCCCAGCGCCUCGACGCGUCUCGCCUGCCUGUGGUAUACUUGACAAUUCAGUUCUUCGUGGAUUCAUCAUUUAUCCUCCACCAAAGCGCUCGCAUUCUUCACACUACCCAUUGCUGUGCGGCCAGGUUGCUUAUGGCCCCAAUGCGCAACGCACUGAAUGCAGGUCCAGCGCUGCGGUACGCACAUCGCCGAGAUUGAUUUUGUCUCACCGUAGAGCUCUGCACGCAAAUUCUAGGCGUCGGAACAUACCCAAUUUACCAUGUGCAUGGGCACCAGAGCGAGGACUAUCAGAUACUGCAUGA